This is a messenger RNA of Scomber japonicus (chub mackerel), 1921 nucleotides long. It is a transcript of the gene rasd2a, whose product is annotated as RASD family member 2a. Gene Ontology annotation, molecular function: GTPase activity; GTP binding. The transcript is spliced from 2 exons. The record is from RefSeq and is a predicted model, not a curated record. The coding region runs from base 857 to 1921 and encodes 354 amino acids. NCBI's taxonomy places the organism in Eukaryota, Metazoa, Chordata, Actinopteri, Scombriformes, Scombridae.
AAAAAAAUCGGACUGUGGUUGCUGAAGCUGAUGUUGCUGCAGAGGACGCAUCAUCAUGUUUUGUGAAUCAUAGAGUACAGAGUGAGCUGUUUCUGGUCGUGAUCACAGAAUGCAACCAGGAGUGAAUGCAGGAGCAGUUCAUAUUGGCUUCAUGAAUAACAAAAUCCCAAAUGCACUGUUAUGUCAGGCUGUGCAGGCACUUAUUGUUGAGUGGUUGCUGUUAUGAAAACACUGUGUGGUAGUUAUAUGAGCACAUCCCCUGACCAGGGAUAUGAGCAAUUAUGUGGAAUAUCAGUCCACCAAUUAAUUCAUCCAUUUAUCCUUAAUGAGACAGGAAACACUUCCACCUGUAGGUGCUAAAAAUACAAUGAACAGAUCAGAAUGUGUUUAUGUUUUUAUGGUUUGUUUCAGAUUAAAAUGUUCAAAAGGACAUUUUAUUUUGUUGCAUGUCAAAAAGAAAUGCUGCCAUUUCUACUUUGUUAUAAACCACAGCCUAUUUAUUUUGUUUCGUUAUUUUAACACGUAUGGAGAAAAAUAAAUACAAUUUUGAGCAGAUUCGGAGAGCUGCGAAGUACCAAGUGAACUACAAUGUAUGUUUCCAGACCUUUCUGGAGCUCAUUUCUUCAAAGGAAAAUUACAAAAUCCUGAAGUGGAGAUAUUGAAGGCUUAUUUUCUCGUUUCCUUUGUGCUUUAUGCUUCUAUAAAAGGAAUGAGUUUCUGGUUGAGAGUCGAUGACGCAGAAACUGCGCUCGGUGUAGGAGUAUAAGAGGAGCCACUCCGCUCUACUUGGUGCACAGAUGGGGAAGCAACUGGGUUGGUGAGAUUCUGACAGCCUCUCGGUGACGUUUGAAAGAACAUGGAGAUGAACGCAACUGAGAAGUUUUACCUUCCCGUUGAUGGCAUCUUCGAAAUGUUCAACUCUUUCACCGGGCAUCAAUCACCCAUUACGCACCCAGUUCUGCAAAGCACAGUCCUUACCCCAGCACUCCAAACACCCAAAGUCUCAAACAUAACGAAGACUGGUAUGGGCAUCAUCAAAAUGGUCAAAGGGUGCUGGAGACAACAGGAUAAGAAAGUGGUUACGAGGAGAUCCUCCAGUUCUGGUAACCGGCCGAUGUCGACUGAUCGACUCCCCAAAGGGUCCGUGGAUCUGCUGGAGCUGGGUCUGACCAAGCCAAAGAACUGUCACAGAAUAGUUGUGCUUGGCGCACCCAAAGUAGGCAAAACCAACAUGCUCCAGCGGUUCCUGGGUGAAGACUUUGAAGAGCAUUAUGAGCCCACAAGCGAAGACUUUCACAGAAAGCUGUUUCAAAUCGGAGGUGAGGCAUACCAGAUUGAUCUUCUUGACGCCGCAAGUGAGAGGGACUUUCCUGCCAAACGGAGGUUAUCCAUACUGACAGGUGACAUCUUUCUGCUCGUCUUCAGUGUGGAUGACAGAGACUCUUUCACUGAAGUCUGUGAGCUUCUCAACGAGAUCAAAGCUGCUAAAGCGAAAUUACUGAAACUGAAACAUCCCGCGAGAAUACCAGUCGUGUUAUGUGGGAAUAAAGUCGACCUGGGAGCAGAGAGAGCCGUCAGCCGGUCAGAGGUGGAAGAGAUGCUCGGUGAGGAUGUCGCCUUCUUCGAAACCUCGGCUAAAGACGGUACCGGACUGGAGGGUGUGUUCACAGCCCUCGCCUCUCUUGGCGGACUGCCUGACGAAACCAGCCCUUCACGGCACCAGAUCGUACCCAUCCUCACGUAUCAGGCGAUGUGCAUCAGCCAGCGAGACAGGAAAAGGAACAGUCGUACGCGGGAGCUCGGUGCGCCCUGUGCCGCAGUGGAUCCUCUGGCGAGACGCCCGAGCUUCACCAGCGACCUGCAGAUGGUGCUUGGAUCAAGCACCAAACAAAACAAACCCGAGAGGUGUCAGAUUCAAUGA